Messenger RNA from Lolium perenne, 1706 nucleotides. RefSeq lists its product as uncharacterized. Lineage: Eukaryota; Viridiplantae; Streptophyta; Magnoliopsida; Poales; Poaceae. The record is from RefSeq and is a predicted model, not a curated record.
UGGUACGUCGUCUGCACUCCCGAAAGAAAAAUAAAUUUCCUUAAUUUUGAUCCCGCGAACGAAAUAAGCAUCAGGACAAACGGUUGUGCAGCCCACGAUGGGAAAUACACGCGCAAGCACGCCUUGAAGAAGUCCAACUGCAUUGAAACACCGCCACGCCCCAUCUUGCCUUCGCCUGCUCUCCCAGCGGAAGAAAAGCGUCGGCGCAGUUGCCAGCAACAUACUCCUAGGACGACGGACACGCUCGAGCCCUGAACUCGGUAGGGGGCCGGCGGGCGCCUGCUCCCGGGCCGCCAAUCUGCUCAUCCAGCGCCGCCCCCCAUCAUCCCCAACCGGAGGUGUGUAAUUUCGAACUGCACUCUGUCGAGGCCAGCGCAGGUCGAUAUUUGUCAUGGUCAGCCGCCGACACGCCGUGGUACAUCCGUGCACUGCUCGUCCGUCUUUCCAUGCGCGGCUGUCCCCUUGGCCGUUCCUCCGAGCGCCGCCGGCCUGCUUUGACGCCGAGAUCCUCUUUACACCCAUCCCUAUCUGUGCAUCAUAUCUGGGCCAUAGCUGCCACAUAAGAUGCGGAAAUUGGUCGUUUCCUGGCAGCUUCGUGGCUGUUUGCUCCUGGUGACAGUCUGCUAUUGAACGAUCCCUCUCGUCAAUGAAUCAGGAUUUCAGUUCACAUCUCACCCUUAGGAAUUUACUUCCAUCGUGGUACUGUUAUUUGUGUCUUUAAAUGGAAGUGAUGCCUUCAUUAUGCUUGCGGUUCAUCAUAGGAUCAUUUGUCUGUGACUCUGAAAUCAGCAAGUGGAAAGGCAUCCUAGCUUCUUGUCCAUCACCACUGUCACAACAGGAGAUUUGUCCAUUUUAAUGGGAGCAAGGAUACGAUUUCAUCUGAGAUGUCAGGAGCAUUGAUCUGGAUAUGGUUUGCCCACUAAUGGUCAAGCUAGGCAGCUGUCCUAUAAGCCUUCUGAUUGCCAAUAGAGGUUUCUUAAUUAUAAUAACUACACCGCCAAGUUUGGUUGAUAUUCUGUCAAAUCUAUUCCUUGCACCGUUCUGUGUGGUCUUUAUGCUGUCAGCAUGUGCCGUCUUCUCAAAGACAUGCAUUGAAUUCUCUGUUUCAUCUGCCAAUGAUGUUUCUGAACAGCUAGAGGUCAGAAAGAAGGCAGUUGUGAUUAGGUUGGCUGAAGAGUUUAGGUUGAAGAAUGACCCUCGCUGCCACUCUCUACAUGAGUCGAAUUCCUUAAUACCUACCGAGCAUCACAAAUGUUUUGAAACUGUUCAACGACGAUAGCGACGCUAAUGCCAUCCAUUGGGAUAGGUUGCAACUCAACGCGUUGGACACCAGAAAUGGUUGCUGCAAGUAAUACAGGGUUGCCAUGCCUGAGAAGAAUGACUACCAAUUGUAUAACAAUAUCGCAUUGCUUGACAUCAACAGUGAUGAAGCUGAAGACAACAUUUGUGACGUUUGAUCAAGUGAAUUCAAAAGGCCUCCUAGACUAGAUCUAGGUGAAUAAUAAAUUAGUUUAACCCUUGCUUUCUGUCCAUGACAUCCAAUUUGCUUUACUGAAAUAUGCUUCAAGGAUAUUGGAAUCGUAAUGUUUUUUGGACAUAUAUAAAUUGCCAACCAAGAGCAUGUAUGCCCAAUACACUACGUAGCUUUAUAUUUUUCUAUAAACGUGUAUUUUCACAUGGAUCAUAUUUAUAUAUGAGACUAAAAA